Acanthoscelides obtectus is the source of this 1469-nucleotide messenger RNA. The record is from the annotation of a GenBank genome assembly. Lineage: Eukaryota; Metazoa; Arthropoda; Insecta; Coleoptera; Chrysomelidae.
UUGAAAAAUGACUUAUCUGUUCCCGAAUGCGGAUUUAUAAGAAACUAGUUCAAAUCGUAUACUCUAGCUAAUACUGUGUCAAUGUUUUAUGAAAUAUAGUGAUAUACAAUGGUAAGCUACUGAAGGGCAAGGGUGUAAGAAACAAAAGUUGGGCAGUAGACUUAUUUAGGUGUAUACGAGGGAUGACUUUUAACUUUUGCAUAUGGAAAUAAAACAACACGGUUUUACUCAAACGGCCGUAAAGGAGAUGAAAGAAAUAAACCGGCAAUAGAUUAUACAGGAAAAAAAGAGGGACGCUCUACAUAAAGGCAGAUCGCAGAACGAAGUGUUUCUGCUCCCCUGAUUACUCAUUGCCGAUGGUCUGUUCAAUAACUGGUCCCCAAACAGAGAUUGAGAGAUGAGUUUUUCUAUGAAACUCGUACUCUGGUAUGCAGUACUCGUCGUGUUAGCUCUGAGAGAAACUGAGGGCUGUCAAGGUGGAUGCCAGCAGGAAAACUGCUGUGGAGGUUGCAGGGCCUUUUGCACGACUCAAGCAUGUGUACAAUCGUGUUGCUCCAGCUGUUGCUGUAAUAGACCAAAACCAGCGCCUUAUCCAACACCAUAUCCUUCAACACCAUAUCCGCCAGCACCAGGACCUGUACCAACACCAUAUCCGCCAUCACCAGGACCUAUACCAACACCAUAUCCUCCACCUAGCCCCAGUGAUACGAACGUAGAAAACAAUGUCAACGCUACCUUGGACGUCACUAUAAACAACCAUAUCAACAUUGAAAACAGAGUCUAUAUUCCAAUCAGCAUUAACAACACCAAUGUUCAAUCAGUCUCCAUUGUGAGUGAGGAAAACUGCACCAUCACCGAUACAGGAACGACAGAAUGUCCGACACCACAUACCACAACUUCGCCUACAACAAUAACGCCAUCGUCAACAACAGGCCCAACAACACACCCAACAGGACAGCCAACAACACCGACCAAACCGAGAAUUCACAUCAUACCAGUCCCAGUUCCUUACCCCGUUUACCAAAGAUACCCUGUGCCUAUCCCAUACUAUCCACAUAUUCCGCAACCUGGUUGCUGCACAGUGAUCAGACCAUGCGUGUCCAGCGGUUGUCAAUCUCAUCGAAACCAUUGCGGUUCUGGAUGUUUGGGUAAUAUGAUGUAUGAACCUGUCAAUCCCUGCUACAAUGGUUGUCGAAGAAAAUCCUGGGGCUUCAGACCCAUGUGUUUUGGACAAAACAGCUGCAUAGAAAUGCCAGUAAAUUGCAUGGGAUGCAACAACAACUUCUUCGAGUCAUACCAGGGCUUUCAGCAGUGUGGAGGAUGUUUUUCAGGGGGCUACGGUAGUUACGGGGGGCACGAUGGAACGUUUGGGGAUAUAGGAGGCAACGGUGGUGCUUGGGGGCGUUGAUCUGUAUUUUUGUAGUACUUGUAGUUCAUUGCAAUAAAAUAAAACAUUUAAAAAUCGAAAA